GGUGAAGAGCGCAUUCGUCCUCGCAAAGGCACGCUGUAUGGUGUCCAGAGAAGACUUCAUAGUUUCUCCCUGCAGGAACUGGGGCUCUUUGGCAUGUCCAACAUGACAUCAAAAGCCGAGGUAAGCCAACCAGAUCUGCAAAUCAAAACAGUUGUGUCCCGAGAACACUGGAUCAACACCGCAACGCAUCCAAGAGCCGGUACCGUGAAGUUCGAUGCCGGUUACAAUACAAAAGGCGCAAAUUUCGUGACCGCGAUCCUAUUGUCGGAAGCGCAGUACUUGGGUAACGAGACAAGGCCAGACAUUCUAGGCUAUCCACUCUAUAAUAUCAUACUUGUAGAGGAACUAAACCCAAAAGGUAAUGUAAGGGUUAUGGAGCGUGUAGGUCUUGGUAGGAUAUACAAA
This is a messenger RNA of Bipolaris victoriae FI3, 405 nucleotides long. RefSeq lists its product as hypothetical. The annotation marks the transcript as partial. The transcript is spliced from 2 exons. NCBI's taxonomy places the organism in Eukaryota, Fungi, Ascomycota, Dothideomycetes, Pleosporales, Pleosporaceae. The record is from RefSeq and is a predicted model, not a curated record.